Messenger RNA from Cladocopium goreaui, 450 nucleotides. NCBI's taxonomy places the organism in Eukaryota, Dinophyceae, Suessiales, Symbiodiniaceae. The record is from the annotation of a GenBank genome assembly.
AUGGAGGAGAUAUGUGUGUCAGACGACAUCCGAAUGGGUGCUUUGGCCAUUGAUUUGUGGCAUGGCUGGUUGUUUGUGAUAAGUUUGGCACCAUCGCAUCCGCUGCUCGCGCCUGCAGCGCCCAAAGUCACACAGGUGACCUUUGGAGCCGACCUGGCAGAGAAUGAGGCUUACGGCAAGCGCUGCCGGGGCGGUGCCAACGUCGGCCUUCGGACCGUUCUGGCGGAGGUGAGUUCUGAGGCAGAAAACUACAACAUUUGCUGCCCCAUUGAGGCCCGUUUGGUGGAAUUGAACGCUUUGUUGCAGGAGGACCCGCAGCUGCUGCAGCGGGCUCCCGAGGACGAGGGCUUCCUGGCGAUUCUCCAAGCGCGUCGGCCGCAGGACACCCAGCGCAUCCUUCAGAAACUGUUGGAUGAAUCCAGCCCGAUGCCUCCAGCUGGUGAGCUGUGA